Acyrthosiphon pisum (pea aphid) is the source of this 2769-nucleotide messenger RNA. RefSeq names its product protein DENND6B. Gene Ontology annotation, cellular component: recycling endosome. The transcript is spliced from 9 exons. Gene Ontology annotation, molecular function: guanyl-nucleotide exchange factor activity. The record is from RefSeq and is a predicted model, not a curated record. NCBI's taxonomy places the organism in Eukaryota, Metazoa, Arthropoda, Insecta, Hemiptera, Aphididae. The coding region runs from base 554 to 2257 and encodes 567 amino acids.
UCACUCGUUCGCGAUUGCGCAGUCCUACCGUCGAAUUCAGAUGAUAUCGUUUGCUCGUCGCCGUGAACGACGGUGGCCGUGACGAAAACGAUAGCAAUUUUCAAGGUGGAUUCAUUUACAGUAUUAAUCCAUUAAAAUAGUAGCAAUAAUAAUGAAAAAUGUAUGCGGUGGACGAAUUGUUGACGCCACCGCGGUGUUUUCAUCAAAUCAAAUCAAAUCAAAAUAUUAUAAAAUUAUAAUAAUAUUAUCAAUAAACGGUGGCGAUAAGUGAUAACAGACGUCUAAUCAACUACGCGUUCCGUCUAUCUCCCGAACUUCCGCGGAAUUCGACUGUAAUUAAUUGAACAGCUCAAUUAGCCUGCCCGCCGUCUCUCGCGAUAUCCGAAAAAGUCUCUUUGUCUCGUUUCAAGCACUCAAGCACGGGCGCACGGCCCUAGGACCGGACACACAUGACGCCUCCCUAGCUGUCGACAACUUGUGUGUAGCCUAGACCGGUGGACUCUACCACCGAUGCUCUGAGUGAGCCCCCAUUCCAUAUGAUUGCUACGCAGCCAUGGCCGAACAUGGCGCCAUCGAUACGAACGUCAAACAGGACAAGCCCGCUGAUGAAAUGCUGUCGGAUUGGAUCCAGUGCAUUUGCGUCGUCACCUUUGAUCUGGAGUUUGGCCAGGCGAUGGAGUUGGUCUAUCCCAGCAACGUCAAAUUAUCCGAGGAAGACAAAACAAACCUCUGCUAUCUGGCUUUUCCCGACUCCAAUUCCGGUUGCAUGGGAGACACUCAAUUUCAUGUCAAGAUAAAGUGUUCUCAACCUUCGAAUCUCAGUCAACGCCAUAUAAACUAUAAUGCAAAAUGUCCAGUUUUCUUACAAGCUGAUCAUCGUUGUUUGUAUGGGUUUGUUUUCUUUCGACAAAUCAAAGAUCUGUCUCUACCACGGGGUUAUUUUCAAAAAAGUGUAAUUAUACUAUCUCAGUUGCCAUUCAUUAGUUUAUUUACUGAGGUUUGUGGGACAAUAGCGCCCGAGUAUUUCAAACACGGAAUUACUGGAAUAGAAGUAGCAUGGCAUGAUAUCAAACAGUGGCCAGAUUUAUAUGCUGGAGAAACAGUUAGCUUGCCAUUACUGGGAAUUGUUCUUCAAGCUCAACUGAUAUGUGAUAAUAACAAAAUCUGCAGCUCAUCAAACUCAAUGGUACCUGAUUACCAGUUACCAGUAGUUGUAUCAUCAUUAUACGAACUGAAUACAUUUGGAUGUUUUUCAUCGAUUGUAUCUCAAAUGCAUCUUUUAUGGGAAUUAGUGUUAACGACUGAGCCCAUUGUUGUGAUGGCCUCAUCCCCUACCUACAGUUCUCAGGUUGUUCAAGCAUUGGUUAGUUUAAUAGUACCAUUGGCUUAUUAUGGAGAUUAUCGUCCGUAUUUUACGAUACACGAUAAUGAGUUCAAAGAGUAUAUGAGCAAGACACUGAAUCCGCCACCUAUAAUACUUGGUGUAACAAAUCCUUAUUUCACAAAAACAUUACAACAUUGGCCACAUAUUGUUAGAGUUACUGAUACAUUAAAAAAAGACACUACAAAUAAAAGUAAAUUAAGGAAAGGAUCGAAUCUUAAAAUCUUAGAUGCUAAACCUGGAGUUUAUACUGAGUAUAAACCUUUUUUAUAUAAAGACAAAUCAAUAGUGAAAAAACUUAUCAGAGGAAUGCAAAACAAGCGCCCAGAAGAAGUGCAAUCAGCGCUAUUGCGACGACACUUUUUAGAACUCACCCAGAGUUUUAUGAUACCCCUUGAGCGGUACAUGUCAUCAUUAAUGCCCUUACAAAGGAAUAUUUCUCCCUUUAAGGCUGCUCCUAAACCCUGGCCUUUUAAUCCAGACAACUUUUUGGCUAGUUUAGAAUAUGCUGGGCCUCAACUGACAUGUGGUAUUAAAGGAGACUGGAAGGGGCUUUACAAGCAAUUUUUUAGAUCUCCUAAUUUCAAUGGUUGGUACAAUAUUCGUUACAAAGGAAUGAUGAUGAAGCUUCAAGUUUUGCAAAUUGAAGCACUAUCUAGUGUGGAUAUUAACAACUGGCUUGAAGGAAAACAAGAAGUAGAAAUUGUUGACAUGAUACUGAAAAUUCGCCAAAAAUUGGAUGAAUGUGAAAGCAAAGGAUAUCCUUUAAAUAAAAGAAUUAAAGAUCAAUUAAAAGUGAAAAUGGAUGAUAUAAUUUGUUCAUUGCCAGAUGAUUUAAAAAAUGUGUUGUCAAAUAAAAAGCCAUCUAGCAGAUGAUACACUUCCAUGUAUAGAUAUAGAUGGAGAGUAAUUUUAAUCAUUUAGAUAAUAUCAAUGCCAUCUCACUAAAUUGUAUCUGUAUUUAUCCUGACUUGGAUCUAUACACUGAUCAUCAGUUUCAAAAUUGAUAUUAUUAUUAUUCCAUAGUUAUAUAUUUUUACAAACAUAUUACAGUUUAAUACAUUUUUAAGUAUUCAGAAAUUGUCUAAAUAUUUAUCACUGACAUUUAUCAAAUAUAAAUUCCUAAUUUUACAUUUUUGUUGAAAUCAAGUACAGAUAUUUUAGACUAAAUAAUAUUCGUACUGCCUUAAAUUUUUAUAAUACUUACAUUAAGAUACUUCCAGUAAAGAAGCUGGUUAAUUUAUGUUUAUAUAAUAUUAUAUUGUUAUGGUUUAUGUCAUAUAUGUUGCCCAUAAAUAUAAAGUUAUAUUAUAUGAAAGACUUAGUGUUAUUGUUAGACAAGUUGUUAAUUUUGGAGUAAAAUACAUUUUUUUUUGCAGUAUAUAUAA